AUGCCUAACCUUACCAAUAAUUCUGCAGCGGUGUGGAGGAAGCAGAUGGAUGAAAGAAACCAUGAUAUGGUCCAAAUGCUUACCCAAAUGUUGACCACCGUUUUGAAUCCUUUGAUUCAAAAUACGGCACAAUCGAAUCAGCAAAUGACAACACAGAUGGCGCAAAUGGCUGACUUCUUGGGUGUGCCACAACCCCAUCGACAUCCUCUAAGGGAUGGGAUAAGGGGAAACCAAGGGGUAACCUUCGAAGAAGACCCUACUAUUAACCAAAUUCCACAAAACCAACUGCCACCAGAGAUGCAAAUUCGACAUGAUGAUAUGGUAGCAGAUAACAAUCUAGCAGCUAUGGUCGAAAGGAUUAUGGCACGAAAUGAGGUGAAUUUUGGCCUUCGAAGGCCAAAUUAUACAUCACCUUUAUCGGAAUAUAUCUUACAGACAGAUACACUCCCUAGAACUAAAAUUCCCAAAUUUACUAAGUUUUUUGGGGAUACCACUGAAUCCACUAUCGAACAUGUGGCUAGGUAUAUAAUAGAGGCGGGAGACAUUUCAAACAACGAAAGCCUUAGGAUAACAUACUUCCCAAGUUCUCUCACGAAGAAUGCCUUCACGUGGUUUACAACCUUGCCACAAAAUUCGGUCCACACUUGGAAUCAGUUAGAAAGAAUGUCCCAUGAGCAGUUUUACAUGGGGCAAACGAAGAUAAGUCUGAAGGAAUUAGCCAGUAUUAAACGAAAAUUUACUGAGCCAACUGAUGGUUAUCUAAAUAGAUUUCGAUUGCUCAAAGCUAGGUGCUUUACAUAG
Lathyrus oleraceus (garden pea) is the source of this 801-nucleotide messenger RNA. RefSeq lists its product as uncharacterized. The record is from RefSeq and is a predicted model, not a curated record. Bases 1 to 801 code for a protein of 266 amino acids. The transcript is spliced from 2 exons. NCBI's taxonomy places the organism in Eukaryota, Viridiplantae, Streptophyta, Magnoliopsida, Fabales, Fabaceae.